CUUCCGUUGACAAAUUUACGCUUCUUAUUCCGCACUUUCGUACAGUAACAUUCGAAAGUCACAUCCAAUAUUUUCAGAUCAAUCAUCCCAAGUUUAAUCGCAGAUUCAGCCACAGCCCACAUCAAUGGCAAUGGCGUUGUACUUAGCAAUGGCGGCAGUGGCUCUGCUGAUUAGUGGUGCCGCAUCUGCUGGUACAACCAAGUACACCAACCACACUGUGGGUGACACUGCCGGUUGGUUCUUUAACUCCACCACCAAUAAAACUUCUGCGGAUUUCUCUGCUUGGGCUGCCAAACAGACUUUCAAUCUUGGUGACUAUUUAAUAUUUCGUACAAUCACAAACCAAACAGUGAUCCAAACCUACAAUCAUACAACUUAUGAGAGCUGCAUUAUGGAUGAUGCUUUAGACACUGAUACAUUCCAAUACAGCGGUGGCAGCAAUGAAUUUGGGCAGGCAUUGACUAUAUCUGUGCCACUGACCGUCGAGGGAUCACAGUACUACUUCUCAGAUGCCGAUGAUGGGGAACAAUGUCAGCAUGGUAUGGCCUUUGAGAUCAAAGUUGGCCAUGGUUUAGGACUUCCCCUGAGCCUUAGCCAACCGCCCCCACCGCCAUAUGCUCCGCCACAAGUACCAGCAGACGAGGGGCAGUCACCCCCCAUAACAUUGGUGACAAGUCAACCUAAUAAUGGUGGGAUGAGGGCUGGUGCUGGCAUUUGCUGCUUAUUCUUAUUGCUUGUUGUUAUGCUCUCAUUCCUGCAGGCUUGAGAUAGGUUAGAAAAAUAUUGAGAAUGUUUUCCGACUUAAUAACACUCUUCAUUUGAUAGCACUGCACAAGUCUUUUGACAUUAAUAUUUGAUAAAGAGAUCGAUUUUCUUUUUAUUUU
Molecule: messenger RNA, 884 nt
Organism: Olea europaea var. sylvestris
Lineage: Eukaryota; Viridiplantae; Streptophyta; Magnoliopsida; Lamiales; Oleaceae
Product: cucumber peeling cupredoxin-like
Exons: 2
Coding region: 125-766 (213 amino acids)
Cellular component (GO): plasma membrane
Molecular function (GO): electron transfer activity
Source: RefSeq, a predicted model, not a curated record